Messenger RNA from Bursaphelenchus okinawaensis, 1963 nucleotides. Lineage: Eukaryota; Metazoa; Nematoda; Chromadorea; Rhabditida; Aphelenchoididae. The record is from the annotation of a GenBank genome assembly.
AUGUUCCCCAACAAAGCCGUGUUCUGGAAUGUGUUGCUGGUAGUUCUGGGCACAUCUUUUCGUUUUGGAUACAAUAUGACGAUUGUGAACCCAUUAAACGAUGUGUUGGAAGAGUUGAUGAAAGAUACCAUGGUUUCCAGAUACGACUGGGAUUUGAGGUCUCCAAAACAUCUUCAUUGGGUGGCCUAUAUUAAUGGCUUGACCGGCGGGUAAGUGAAAAAUAUAUGAUGUUUUUAAACUUUAUUAUUUUUAUACUUUCACUUAAAAAAUGUAAGUUAGAAGUGAUCAAUGUUUGUAUUUAGAACACUGUUUCUUGGCUGUGUGUUCGGAGUUCUUGCCUACGAUAAAUUAGCUAGUUGUUGUGGUAGAAAAACGAUGCUGUUAUUUGUGCAGGGUAUGAUGGUAGUAUUGUAAGUUUGUGUUACAGUUUCUAAGUAAUUUACAGUUCAGUGUUAGGAUUAGUGUCACGAUAUGCUUUAUUCGAAUUAUUCUUGAUUUCUCAGUUUGGUACUGGGUUUUUUCUUUCUUUUGGAAUGGCUACGGCUACUGCCUUUAUCAUGGUAAGUUUUGGUUGGAACUUUGUGUAUUAACGUGUUGAUUAUUUUUAAACGCCUUUUUUUGCUGAGUACUGUAUUUUCAGGAAGUAUCGCAUGCGCGACAUGUAAACUUUUUGAAUUGUAUGGUAGCUGUUGGGAUGGAAGGGGGAGAUGCUUUGGUUAAUUUGCUAGGAAUGAAAAUAUUUUUUGGUACUUCGGAAAAAUGGCUUUGUAUGAUCAUCAUACCAAUGAUUGUUAACGUCGUUUGGUAAGUAACAUUAAAUCUUAGUGUUUUCUUGAAUGAAUUUAUUUUUCUAAUCAAUUUGCAAUUAUUAGUAAACUGUUACUUUUUUAAAAUAAUUUUUUAGUUUUCUUGGGAUAUUUUUCUACAGUAAAGAAACUCCACGAUGGUUGUUGAAGGAAGGGCGACGAGAGGAAGCUUUAGCUUCGAUCGUGUUUUAUUUAGACGUUGCUGUUGAUGAAGCAGAGCUACAAUUGAACGCGUUUGCUCUUAGUGAAAACGAAAAAGUUAGUCUUAAGAGUAAUUUGCACAAUAUGCAGGCGUUUAGAGCGAAGCGAUGAAAAAAAACUAUAAUAUUGAUUUUGCAGGAAGUCAAACGACAAACAAUUCUGCAGACCUUCAGAAAUCCGAGAACACAAAAUUCAAUUGUAAUGACAACUUGUGCGACUGCAUGUGCUGUUAAUUCUGGAGCAAUGGCUGUCUCAAUCUUUGGAACGGCGAUAUUAACAAAAGAAGCUCAUUUGGACGAAGUAGGCAUUAAAAAAUUUUUUACAGCUUAUUUUAUUGGCUUUUUAAAUUAUCCUUUUUAAUAGGUCAUGAAAAAAAUUAAAUUUUUUAGACAACUUCUGGCUUUGUCAACUUUGGCAUAGCCGCUUCAUACUUUACUGGGUUAUUGGUAGCGUUAAUGUUUUUCACGAACAUAAACCACCGCUUACUUCUUCUGUACGGUAUUCCAUUAGUUACAAUGUGUGACGUUGUGUUCGCCAGCUUUUUGUUUACUGUAGGCAACAACAGUACUACGGUGUCGACAUUUGUUGUGUAUGGAAUGGGUGGUACUCUGUUCAGUCUUGCUUUUAUAUUUUCCAAUACUCUGGAGAAGAUUCAAUUUUUCAACGGCGCUUUAAUAACGCCAUUAGAAGCUAUCGACGCUACAGCGUCAAUGUCGUUUUUGAUGACUAACAUAACGGCAUUCAUUGUACCAUUGUUCUUUGCUCCUUUGAUGGAGAACUUCCAUAGUUUUGCGUUUUUGCCAUCUGUUUUUUCGAAUUUGGUAUUUUGGUUUGUGUUUUACAAGUAUUAUCCCCGCAACUCGCUAUACGAAGAUGUUGCGUUAGUGAUGGCGGCCGAAGAAAAGGCAAAACGAAAGAACUUUUCCUACGCGUGUUAUAGCAACAUUAUCAACUAA